Messenger RNA from Parnassius mnemosyne (clouded apollo), 519 nucleotides. NCBI's taxonomy places the organism in Eukaryota, Metazoa, Arthropoda, Insecta, Lepidoptera, Papilionidae. The record is from the annotation of a GenBank genome assembly.
AUGUCUUUAACGAAAACAAACAAAAAGUUUAAGUGGGCUUUAGACUUCAGUCAAAAAUCUCGUGCUUCAGCGAGUGACUUACCAUCGCCUCCGGGCUACAGUCAGGCUGCAAAUGCUAACUAUUCAGAAUCAUCAAAAGAGACAGAUUCGAACCUACUUCUAAUUAAGAAAUUAUGGGAUGUUGCUCUGGGGCCAUUGAAACAAGUGCCUAUGAACCUUUUUAUUAUGUACAUGGCAGGAAAUUCAAUAUCAAUUUUCCCAAUAAUGAUGGUAGGAAUGUUGAUUGUUCGACCAAUAAAAGCUUUGUUUGCCACACAAAGUACCUUCAAAAUGGUUGAAGGCACACAAGCAGCUGGUCAAAAAUUUGUCUAUUUUAUUGGAAAUAUUGUGAAUAUAUUAUUGGCCCUUUAUAAAUGUCAAAGUAUGGGAUUAUUACCUACACAUUCCAGUGAUUGGUUAGCUUUCGAGGAACCACUAACAAGGGUUGAACAUAUUGGAGGUGGUAUCUCAAUGUUAUAA